CGCCACCCCCAGUGGCCUUGCCGCCUCCACAGCCUCCAAGUAUAAGACCAGGUAAACCUCACAGGGAAGGCACUGAGAAUGGAGACGCUCCAGGGGCUGCUGCUGUGGCUGCUGCUGAAUGUGGGUGGGGUGUGGGCAUCCAGGGGGCCACUACGGCCUCUCUGCCGGCCCAUCAAUGCCACCCUGGCUGCUGAGAACGAGGCCUGCCCGGUCUGCAUCACCUUCACCACCAGCAUCUGUGCCGGCUACUGCCCCAGCAUGGUUCGAGUGCUGCCAGCCAUCCUGCCACCUAUGCCCCAGCCAGUGUGCACCUACCACGAGCUGCGCUUUGCCUCCAUCCAGCUCCCCGGAUGCCCGCCUGGGGUGGACCCCACGGUCUCCUUCCCCGUGGCCCUCAGCUGUCGCUGCGGGCCCUGCCGCCUCAGCAGCUCCGACUGUGGGGGUCCCAGAGCCCAGCCCUUGGCCUGUGACGCCCCUCGCUCCCAGGCCUCCUGUUCCUCUAAGAAUCCCCCCCUACCCCAACUCCUGAAGCCAGCAGAUGCUUCUUUCCUCCCCUCCUAAUAAAGGCUUCUCAAA
Molecule: messenger RNA, 576 nt
Organism: Mustela erminea (ermine)
Lineage: Eukaryota; Metazoa; Chordata; Mammalia; Carnivora; Mustelidae
Product: lutropin subunit beta-like
Biological process (GO): G protein-coupled receptor signaling pathway
Cellular component (GO): cytoplasm; extracellular region
Molecular function (GO): hormone activity
Source: RefSeq, a predicted model, not a curated record